Molecule: messenger RNA, 867 nt
Organism: Protopolystoma xenopodis
Lineage: Eukaryota; Metazoa; Platyhelminthes; Monogenea; Polystomatidea; Polystomatidae
Source: the annotation of a GenBank genome assembly
AUGCCAACUUCGAUGCCACAUGAUAUUAAAGGCUCUUGCCUAGAUGUCCAAAUUAAUCUACUCAGCUCAGCAACCGCACCUAACAAUUCAAGUAUUCCAUCUGCCAGCAAUGAUGUUAUUUACAGCGAAAGCCAUGCCAGCACUCAACAAGGAAUAACUUAUUGGCCACCUUCGCAUCUUAAUUGUGAUGGAAAUGUAGAUUUUUCUACUACAUCUGUUGUUGUUGCUGCCCCUUGUGAAAUUGGGAAUUCAUCUGAAGUCUCCUUGGUUUCGUGUACACUUGAGACGGCUGUUGCAACUAAAAUGGUGGAUUGGAAGGAAAGUGCCGUUGUGGUUACUUCUACUGUGUUAAACGCUACAGACACACGAACUAGUGGCUUUCAAACGGGGGAUAGCAGUAGCUGUAGUCGAGAUAAAGGCAGUAGCAUCAGAGCCACGACAGAGCCAUCGCUAAAUGAAGAGGCCAUUUAUUUAGCCCAUGGUUCUUGUUUAGCAGCUACUUCCAACGCCAUUUCUGCAGCUUCUAAUCCACUUGAGGUUCACAGCCUUAGGCCUUCCCCACAAAAGCUUGAAAGUGAUGCCGAACAUAAUCGAAAUGAGGGCUUUUUUGUAUCAAAGAGUAAGGAGAGCAGAGUAGAAACUGAAGAAGAAGAGAUGUGUCUUGAUUUUGCUGAUGAUGCUGAGAUGGGCUGUGCCGGAGAUCGUGGUCGCAGCGCAGAUUCAUUGUCAACUGGAGCUGCUAGUGCUAUUACAUCGCUCGACGAGGCUGCAGAAUGUGAAUGCAAGGUGAGAUUUUUUCAUCGUUUGUAUACUUUGCUACACUUGCCAGCCUCUUGUCGUUUCAGCACAUGUCUAUAUACAGGGUAA